GAAGUUUCUAACAAUGAACUGGCGAUCAUAGCGAAGUGGGUGGCGCUAUUUCCCCUGGUGAUCGAGGUUGAAAUUCUUCUGUCUGAAAAAAUACGUUCGAUGACACGGCGGCGGUGGCACCGUCAGCAAGCAGUAGUCAGGCAGGCGCACACAGCUGAGCUCGCACCCCUCAACACCGAUCCAUCGUCAUCAUCGGUUUCUCACGCUGGUAUGUUCUCCAACCGAAAAGGGAACAGUUCACUCGCUACUGCCCCCCCCACCACAAAGGUUCUAACUUCGAGUCCUCGAUAGCCAUGGCGUGAGCAACAUCCACGCGGAUUUAGGUGACAUUAUUGGAGAUAAGAAACUACUACACCGAGACAACAAAGCAUUCCUCUUUUUACAUCGGGUGGAAAGACGGCAUCCGGCAUGAAAAGAAGCUCCGGGGACGGGGACACCGGUCGGAACAACGCAAAUCGUUUCUGGCCUCCCCUUCCAGAGAGCUCCAUGGAGAAGAUGAAGCGGUUUAGGAGGAGGCUGUCCCAGACUCUGAGAGGGAGUCAGACCAUCGACGAGUCUCUGUCUGAACUGGCUGAACAGAUUACUAUAGAGGAGAACGGCAUCAAAGACAGCGGUGAGGAGCCCAUGGUGAGGAACGGUCAUGGUCUCCCCCCCUCAGCCCACAGUGUUAACUCCUUCCUGCACCAGUACACUGGUCCCUUUAAGAAGCCCCCGCUACGGAGACCUCAGAGUGUCAUAGGAGGAGGAGGGCUAGGGUCUCUCAUGGCCAUGCCCCGCAACGGCAGCCGCCUCGACAUUGUCCAUGAGAACAUGAAGAUGAGUUCUGAUGGAGAGAGUGACCAGGCGUCAGGGACGAGCUCAGACGAGGUGCAGUCUCCCACAGGGGUGUGUCUAAGGAACAGGGGCAACCGACGCAUUUCCGCAGAGGAUCUGAACAAGCGUCUGUCCCUGCCUGCUGACAUCCGUAUCCCAGACGGUUACCUGGAGAAACUACAGCUGACGAGCCCCUCUUUUGACCAGCCCCUCAGCCGCCGCUCCCGAAGAGCAUCACUGUCAGAAAUUGGAUUCGGCAAGCUGGAGACCUACAUCAAACUGGACAAAUUAGGAGAGGGCACGUAUGCUACCGUGUUUAAAGGAAGGAGUAAACUGACAGACAACCUGGUGGCUCUGAAGGAGAUCAGACUGGAGCACGAGGAGGGAGCACCUUGCACUGCUAUCAGAGAGGUGUCCUUACUGAAGGACCUGAAACACGCCAACAUAGUGACCCUGCACGACAUCAUCCACACCGACAAGUCCCUGACGCUAGUCUUCGAGUACCUGGACAAGGACCUGAAGCAGUACAUGGACGACUGUGGGAACAUCCUGAGCAUGCAGAACGUCAAGAUAUUCUUGUUCCAGAUCUUGCGAGGGCUGGCGUACUGUCACAAACGGAAGGUUCUUCACAGAGAUCUGAAGCCUCAGAACCUGCUCAUCAACGACCGAGGAGAGCUCAAACUGGCAGACUUCGGUCUGGCCCGGGCCAAGUCAGUCCCCACUAAGACGUACUCCAACGAGGUGGUGACGCUCUGGUACCGGCCUCCUGACGUUCUACUGGGCUCCUCAGAGUACUCCACACCGAUAGACAUGUGGGGUGUGGGGUGUAUAUUCUAUGAGAUGUCUGCCGGGAGGCCGCUGUUCCCUGGUUCGACUGUGGAGGACGAACUGCAUCUCAUCUUUAGACUGCUGGGCACACCUACAGAGGACAGCUGGCCUGGGAUCGCUUCCAUGGACGAGUUCAAGUCCUACAAGUUCCCAAAGUACAAGACACAGCCCCUUAUCAACCAUGCACCCAGGUUGGACACUGACGGCAUUGACCUGCUGCUUUCAUUUCUAAAAUACGAGUCCAAGAAGCGGAUGUCUGCAGACGAGUCAAUGAGACAGCCCUACUUCAGGAGCCUGGGGACGCAAGCAUACACACUGCCAGAGAGCAUAUCCCUAUUUACGCUGAAGGAGGUCCAAUUGCAGAGAGAUCCUGGCUAUAGGAACUCUAACUAUCCCGAGUCAGGCAACGGCAAGAACAGAAGGCAGAGCCUGCUCUUCUAGGUUCCUGUUCAACAGCUAACUGUAUAGUCAUACAGACAGAGAUAGUUCAGUCCCAGAGAUGGAUGUCUACUAGGGCCAGGGGGGUAGGAUACCCCCCUCCUCCCUCUGUGUGGCCCCCCCUCCACCUGCCAGGGUCCCCUAUCUACACUACAGUUUGGCCCCUGGGGUUCUGGCCCAGUGAAACUGGCCCCAUAUAAGAGACGUUUAUACAUUUAUAUUUAUUGGGGAAGAGAGAAUUUGCUGCUAAAAAUCCAACUACUGUCUAGAAGAUUCUAACUGGCUCAGUCACUUUAAAAAAACAAAAACAUGCAAUGUGUAUAGAUUUUUCAUUAUUUUGAAGUGGUGUUUUAUUCGUUUUGUGAUUUUGUCAUCAUUCAUCUCUAUUAUUUCCACCUCAAAACUCCUCUGUGUGUGUGUGAGUGUAAGACAGACAGACGGACCCCGACGGACCCUGACCCGACCGACAUCUUCGCUGUUGCAGUCUGACGUUUUGGAUUUUCUCUCACCUGUUGACGUGCAACGGGGAUGUAUUCAAACGUCAUCCAUAUUUCUGGACCUUUCAUUUCACAAGAUACUGUUGAGGCCAGUUCAGCCCUGACCAUAUCCACCUGCUGUCAACCUGAGAUACUGUACCUCCAUUUUGAUAGAAGAUAUGGGAACAGUGAUUGGCUUUGGUGAAAACAGGUUCACAUAGUUGUUAGAACUGGAGCUUCCACUGUACUGUAUUAUUUAAAUUUCAGAUAAUAUAUCAAUAUGACCUGACAAUCUAAUACCCUGCACAACGUGACUACAGUGUACCGUGGGCGAUCUGGAACGCAUGAUGACAACUCUUCUCUCUUACUGCACCAAACUUCCUGUGUCUGUCAUGAAGGGUGUGUGAGCGGAGCUGAAAUCCCACUGCACUGUCCAGCCACUGUCAUCCAUCCAUCCAUCCAUUCAUUCCCGAACCCUCCUUCAACCAUCUGUAAAAUGGUUCCUUAUUUUGAAUUGCAUUCAUCAUAAUUGUGUUGCACGCAUGCUCUGUAUGGGAAAAGAAGCACACAUACAGUCACUGAACUUCUCGGAUGCUUCCGAAAUAGCAUCCUACUCCUUAUAUAGUGCACUUCUUUUGACCGGAGCCUAUGUGCUUCUAGUCAAAGGUAGUAGAGUAUAGGGUGCUAUUUCGGAUGGAACCUUCCAAUUAUAUUCAGGGUGCUCUUAGUACUCGUCCACGGCCCAUAUUAAUGAAGCCUCUCAGAAUAGGAGUGCUGAUCUAGGAUCAGUUAUACCAUUUAUGAUCGUAAUGAAUAAGACUCUGGGUACUCGGCUCUGUGCGCUCCAGCGGCUCGGAGAAGAGACUGUGAGUAACAUUUCAUGGACAGGGAGGACCUGAUCCUAGAUCAGCACUCCUACUCAGAGACGCUUUAUGAAUACAGGCCCAGUUUUCCUAGUGAAUACAGUACUGAGUUUGCGUACGGUCUACUUAACAGUGUUACCUGUUACCUUUUAUGAUACUAUUCCGUUUAGGUUUAUUUGUGGAUCAUUGUUAUUGUUGGUGUGGCAUAUUGUUGGGAUGCCCUCCUUAUAUUUGAGCUUGAUUAAAUAAAAAAAAAUCUGAGAAAAUACAAUUAAACUGAAGAUGAAAAACA
Oncorhynchus mykiss (rainbow trout) is the source of this 3710-nucleotide messenger RNA. The record is from RefSeq and is a predicted model, not a curated record. Lineage: Eukaryota; Metazoa; Chordata; Actinopteri; Salmoniformes; Salmonidae.